UGCUUCCUCUACAGUGCUGCAGUAAAGUUGGCCGCGCCUGCGCACUCUCGGUCCUCUUUUUCUUGGAAGCGCCCCUGACCCAUCGCACCAUGGCAGAUCCCGAUCUUGACUUCCAGACUGGCGAGUCUGGCGCCUCCGCCACCUACCCCAUGCAGUGCUCCGCCCUGCGUAAGAACGGCUACGUGGUGCUGAAGGGACGUCCCUGCAAAAUCGUGGAGAUGUCCACUUCCAAGACCGGCAAGCACGGACAUGCCAAGGUUAACCUGGUUGGUAUCGAUAUCUUCACCAACAAGAAGUAUGAAGAUAUGUGCCCCUCCACCCACAACAUGGAUGUUCCCUCCAUCAAGAGGAUAGACUAUCAGCUGGUUAACAUCAACGAAAACUACAUGUCCUUGAUGAGCGACAACGGAGACAUCAGAGAGGACCUCCGCGUCCCCGAGAACGACAUCGGCAAGGAGAUCGAGGCAAAGUUCGAGGCGGGCGACGAGUUCAUGGUCACCGUGAUUUCUGCCAUGGGGGAGGAAUGUGCCGUCGCCACCAAGGUCUUGGCCAACAAAUAGGAGAUGGACUUUGCUGCCCAGGCAACAAGCACCACCCACAACCAGUCUCUUGCAUUCUCAUUGGUUCUGUCACCAAAGCGUCGGCCUUCACAGACAACCUCAAAUCAUUCUGUUGUGAUUUCUCUCAUCAUUGAUCUUUUAUUUUAUUUUAUUUGACCCCCCUUUUGGUUUCUCUUUUCCAUUGCUGUUGGGAAUGUUCCACCGCGGCUCGCUGCGUGGUUCUCUGCCUGAUCACUGAGGUUCUGUUUGGUAACAAUCUACUUUAUAUAAAAACGACUUCAAAAAAUAACCGUCGGUUGCUCAUUCCUGCUUAUUUUUGCCUUCAACGUGUUGGUUUCGCCACUCACAUUCCUGAAUGUUGAAAUAACACCGGGAUUCAGCUUUUGUAUGAUUAUUUUUUUAUAUUCUUUAGAUUGAAUAUAGCAGGUCUAAAGCCUUUUAGAGGGGAGGGUAGGGGGCAGUUUUUGAGUUGUUCAAGCAGCGGGAGGGAGGGUUUAUCCCCUGCAGAUACUGAAUUCUGGUUUAGGUCGUCCCUCUAGCAGCCAUACAGCUUUCCAGCAUGGCCUUUCCUCUGGUUCCCGAGUGGAUUUGGUGCGACGAGGUCCCUUUUAUUUCCUCCUAACCGCUGGGAUUGGUGGCGGCGGCGGCUAGCACUUAGGAGCACGUGAGGGCCACCCCAGCAUGUCGAAGCUCUAAAACCCAAGAAAAGAGAAACUUUUUUUCCCCUCCCCUCUUUUUUUUCUCCCCCCCACUUUCAAGAAGAACAGAAACAACCGUCAGUGAUUUUACCCUCGUGAUGCCAGUCUCUUGUCUGUAGAAGUUGGAGGGGCGUCGAGGGUCCUCUCGCCCCGCUGGACGCCCCGGCCAUCAUCCCCCAAAACUAAAGGAGAGUUCUUGUUUCGUUUUUGAGAGAGUGUGUAGCGGUGUGGGGCCUCCGAAAUGUGGGAGGCGGUUUGCAGUGAGGUGUGUGUUUCUUUUUCGAGGGACUCGAUCGGGUUGGGGAGGGUGGUAGAGUUGCAAACUUUUUUGUUCACUCGAGGCCUUUGUCACCUGACUGGAGAUGGCAAAAUAAAACGAUGAAACAAAUGGACAAAAAUUGCAAA
This is a messenger RNA of Stegastes partitus (bicolor damselfish), 1663 nucleotides long. It is a transcript of the gene eif5a, whose product is annotated as eukaryotic translation initiation factor 5A. Gene Ontology annotation, molecular function: RNA binding; translation elongation factor activity; ribosome binding. The record is from RefSeq and is a predicted model, not a curated record. Gene Ontology annotation, biological process: positive regulation of translational elongation; positive regulation of translational termination. The transcript has 5 exons. Bases 90 to 560 code for a protein of 156 amino acids. NCBI's taxonomy places the organism in Eukaryota, Metazoa, Chordata, Actinopteri, Pomacentridae.